Molecule: messenger RNA, 1995 nt
Organism: Ylistrum balloti
Lineage: Eukaryota; Metazoa; Mollusca; Bivalvia; Pectinida; Pectinidae
Product: choline transporter-like protein 1
Exons: 20
Biological process (GO): transmembrane transport
Cellular component (GO): membrane
Molecular function (GO): transmembrane transporter activity
Source: RefSeq, a predicted model, not a curated record
AUGACUUGUUGCUGUGCUUCUGCUGAUAAUAAGGUUAGACCAUUGAAGGCUAGUGAAGAAUCCUUGGAUGAUGGGCCAAUAGAAAAUAGACAAUGUCGGGAUGUGAUCUUUCUCCUCAUCUUCAUAGCAUUUAUAUGUGGAAUGGCUGGUGUGGCAUACAUGGGGAUAAUCCGAGGAGAUCCCUAUCGACUUAUCUAUGGUGUGGACAGCUGGGGUAACACUUGUAAUCGGAACAAUGACCCAAUUACAGGUGCCAUUUAUUCAGGAAAGGAUAUGACAGGCAUGAAGAAAACAUUUUACUUCGACCAAAUGUAUUUUGCAAGAUACAUUCCAAAUGGUCCCCUCAUGCAAAAGAAGAAAUUCUUAAUGACUUGUGUGAAUAACUGCCCUGGUCAACUCCUUGACCAAGAGUCCAACUUCAAUAACUACUAUAACAUGACUGGAAACAAUCUUUGUCGCCACGAUGUCAUUCCCUAUGAAGAUCUGCGUGAGAAAUGUCCACCAUUACCUAUAAUGCCACAUGUCAGUCUUUUCCAUCGCUGUAUACCAAAGACUAUCGCUGACACGGCAGCUACGUUGGCCAAAUCCUUUACCAACAUCUUAGGCAGUGUCAGUCUGGGAGACGGCAUUCCCCAGAAAAUCCUGUCUGAUUUGAAUACAGCAUGGAGAGAAAUCCUUUAUCUGUGUGGGAUAGCAUUUGCCACAUCCCUGCUGAUUGUCCUGAUGAUGUGGCUCUUAGCUGCUAUAAUUAUCUGGGUCAUGAUUAUUGCUGUAUGUGCCUUCACUCUUGGUCUCACCGCCUACUCUUGGUAAAAAAAUUGUUUUUACAGGUAUUCUUACUACGGGUUGUAUAAAGAUUAUAAUGCACUGACAGCAGAAGAGCAGACAAAGGAAGCUUCACAGAAAGUACAAACCUGGCUGAUAUACUCCGGCAUAGCCUCUGUAAUCACGGUCAUUGUUUUGCUGCUCCUGUUUAUCAUGAGGAAAAGGAUUGCUUUGGUUGUCCAGUUGUUUGAUGAAGCUGGGAAAGCCAUUAAAGCAAUGCCAUUACUCCUUUUUCAGCCAUUAUGGACACUGCUGGCAUUAUUGGGAUUGGUUACUUGCUUGGCUGCUGUGGCUGCCUACAUAGAAACAUCAGGGAUACCAGUAGUGGAUGAGGCCAAUAGUACUGUCACCUUUCAAUUUGAGGAACAUUGGAAUUAUGUGCGAUGGUACCAUUUGUUUGGAUUGCUAUGGACAUCAGCAUUUGUGACAGCUUGUCAGGACAUAGUGAUUGCAGGGGCAGUUUCUAUAUGGUUCUUCACCAGAAAUAAAAAAAAGCUUGGAAUGCCAAUAUGUACAUCAAUGAAACGUCUCAUAAGAUACCACUUAGGAUCCGUGGCAUUUGGGUCAUUCAUAAUUGCCCUUGUGAGAUUACUUCGAAUUAUUCUAGGAUACAUACAAAGAAGGCUGAAAGGCAAAGUAGGCAAAGUGGCAGAAUUUUUAAUGAAAAUGCUGCAAUGCUGUCUCUGGUGCUUUGAGAAGUGUCUUGCCUUUCUCAACAGAAAUGCAUACAUAGAAAUAGCUAUCUAUGGGUACAGCUUUUGUAGAUCUGCCAGGAAAGCCUUUAUGGUGCUUCUAGCAAAUGCCUUACGUGUGGCAGCAAUCAACUCCAUCGGUGACUUUGUUCUCUUUCUUGGCAAGAUCUGUUGUGUGUGUAUAGUGGCUGUGGCUGGAAAUGAGUUCCUCAAGCAUCGAACGGAUAUUAACUAUAUCUGGGCUCCCAUAUCAGUGGCCUGUGCAUUUGCCUUUGCAAUAUCUCACUGCUUUCUCUUGGUUUAUGAGAUAACCAUUGACACCAUCUUCCUGUGUUUCUGUGAAGACUGUGAAAUGAAUGAUGGAGUGACCAAACCAUUCUACAUGAGCAAAGAUCUUAUGGUGUAUCUGGACCAAAGUAAACAAAAAGCUGCAAAAAAAGGCACGGAAAAGAAAAACACAGAAAAGACAAAAGUCUAA